UUGUCUUUCUUGACCUAAAGGGAACCGUAACGUAAAACGUUCAUAGCAUAUGAUAGAAAGAUGAAAUGUGGGCCGUUGCCACAGCAGCGGAUGAGAUAUGGUCAGCACUAAGAAAGCACAUUAUAUAAACGUGACAGAUAACGCGUUGCAUAAUGGUGGAUUCUGACCAAUCAGAGCGCUCCAUUUACCCCGGGGCAGACACUGGACGGACAUUAUCCGGUGGAAGAAGUGUUAACCCGGCGUUUCGAUGUUGUGAUAUACGUUUGAGUGAACUCGGAUGUGCGAUACCUUUGUGUGGACCAACUUUACACGCGGAGACAAACUGGGGAUAUUUCAGCGUCUCCUACUUUUUUCGAGCUCGCGGGGCUUCACCCACGCCUUGUGCGACGGCUAACUGAAAUAAAACAUUUGCAGCUGGUUGUUUUGGGGGGAAUCCUUUUACCACCUUUCUAACCUCACCUGGAUUAAAGAGAGAACGCGGGGGAACAUGGCGGUCAACACCAUCCACUGGUUCAGGAAGGGACUGCGCCUGCACGACAACCCGUCUCUAAGGGACUCCAUCCGGGAUGCGGACUCCCUGCGCUGCGUUUACAUCCUGGACCCCUGGUUUGCAGGCUCCUCCAAUGUGGGCAUCAACAGGUGGAGGUUUCUGCUGCAGUGCUUGGAGGACUUGGAUGCCAGCCUGCGCAAACUAAACUCCCGCCUGUUCGUCAUCAGAGGCCAGCCUACAGACGUCUUCCCUCGGCUUUUUAAGGAAUGGCAGACUAGCCGUCUAUCCUACGAGUACGACUCUGAGCCGUUUGGCAAGGAACGGGACGCUGCCAUCCAGAAACUAGCCAGCGAGGCUGGGGUGGAGGUCAUGGUGCGGACUGCUCACACCCUCUACAAUCUGGACAAGAUCAUAGAACUCAACGACGGUCAGUCUCCGCUCACGUACAAGCGCUUCCAGGCACUCGUCAACCGCAUGGACGCCGUGGAGCUGCCUGCAGAGACAAUCACAUCCGAGGUCAUCAAAAAAUGUGCCACACCCCUCAGCGAAGAUCACGAUGACAAGUUUGCGGUGCCCUCCCUGGAAGAGCUUGGUUUUGAGACAGAAGGCCUGACCACAGCAGUAUGGCCAGGUGGAGAAACAGAAGCCCUCAUGAGGCUCGAGCGACACCUGGAGAGAAAGGCGUGGGUGGCAAACUUUGAGCGGCCGCGAAUGAACGCCAACUCCCUGCUGGCCAGUCCCACCGGCCUCAGCCCCUACCUGCGCUUCGGGUGUCUCUCUUGUCGGCUCUUCUACUUCAAGCUCACUGAUCUUUACAGGAAGGUCAAGAAGAACAGCACCCCGCCACUUUCCCUGUACGGUCAGCUGUUGUGGAGGGAGUUCUUCUAUACGACUGCCACCAACAACCCCUGCUUUGACAAGAUGGAGGGAAACCCUGUUUGUGUACAGAUCCCCUGGGACCGAAACCCAGAGGCCCUGGCCAAGUGGGCAGAGGGACGCACGGGCUUUCCCUGGAUUGACGCCAUUAUGACCCAGCUGAGGCAGGAGGGCUGGAUCCAUCACUUGGCGAGGCAUGCCGUGGCCUGCUUCCUCACAAGGGGAGACCUCUGGGUCAGCUGGGAAGAAGGCAUGAAGGUGUUUGAAGAGCUGCUCAUAGAUGCGGACUGGAGUGUAAAUGCUGGCAGCUGGAUGUGGCUUUCAUGCAGUUCGUUUUUCCAGCAGUUUUUCCACUGCUACUGCCCAGUGGGAUUUGGAAGACGCACGGACCCCAACGGGGACUUCAUACGGCGUUAUUUGCCCGUCUUGAGAGGCUUUCCAGCCAAAUACAUCUAUGACCCUUGGAAUGCCCCGGAGGAAGUGCAGAAGGCAGCCAAGUGCAUCGUAGGAGUCCACUACCCGAGGCCUAUGGUCAACCAUGCCGAGUCCAGCCGCGUCAACAUAGAGCGCAUGAAGCAGAUCUACCAGCAGCUUUCCAGCUACAGAGGACUGGGCCUGCUGGCAACAGUACCUGCCAAUCCCAACAGUGUUGCAAAUGACGGUAUCUUCGGGGUCGUCAAUUCGGGGGCCAGUCGUGGUCCGGGAGGCUCCUCUGAAGGCAUCUCCACAUAUGCAGCAUCAUCAUUUCAAACGGAAAGGGGAAAUUCCACGCAGAAGCGCCGGCGUGAAGAAGACAUUUCACUCCAAAGCAGCGCUAAAUCUUGGAGGCAGAGCAACUAGUGUGCAAACAGAAGAACACAAAGGGUCCCUCAGUCAUCUGGAUAUCCUCUUCUCUUAAUGUGCCCUCAGCUGACAACAGAAGUAACUCUAACCAACAACCACAGCUAGAACCAGAAAUCCAUAACAUGUCUUGGUCUCCAGAUGGGACGUGCCACGCAUCUCAUGAACCAUGGAAGGAAUUCAGAGACAAUGCUGAUAUUGAACAGAAAAAGAACACCAUAAGAGGAAAAAAACAAUCAGUCUUCCACUACAGUCGACUGUCGAAACAACAGAUGCCUUUUCCCCCUCAACACCCCACAUCAGUUUGGCAUUGGGGUAAAAGUAAUUCAGCAGAUCAGCUGAAUGUGUAUCGAAGCGUCAGUUCUCAUUAAUUGUUGGAUCAAUAUGUUUUCAAUACCUGACUGCCUCAGGCUGCACAUCUUUAUGUGAGAAUCUCCCAUCUGAAUGAUGGGGAAAAAAUAACACGGUGUGAAAAAUAUGAGAGAUUUCUUGUGCACCACUGUUGGCACGGAGACGCGUUAUGUGUCAGCGUUUUUUUUCUCUCAAAUAUUUAGGACACAAACUGCUGAUGUACAGUAAUAAGGAAUAUUAUGUUGGGCGUCUCAGCAGGCCUUCAUUAUACAUUCAUACAUAUUGUAAAUAAUGUUAGAGUUUCUAACUUUUGUAUAUUCUGUUUUGUGCUUUCCAAACUAAUUUUGUAUAAUUGUGUAUUUAACCAAAACUUAAAAGUUCCACUGUGAAUGUGUUUUUUUAGUUUCCCAGGUGAUUGUAAAUUAUUAUUUUUUGUAUAAAUACCAAAUUCAACUAAUGAAAUGGCAAUAAAUGACAGAAACUUA
Molecule: messenger RNA, 3042 nt
Organism: Pungitius pungitius (ninespine stickleback)
Lineage: Eukaryota; Metazoa; Chordata; Actinopteri; Perciformes; Gasterosteidae
Gene: cry1b
Product: cryptochrome circadian regulator 1b
Exons: 11
Coding region: 488-2206 (572 amino acids)
Biological process (GO): negative regulation of DNA-templated transcription; entrainment of circadian clock by photoperiod; circadian regulation of gene expression
Cellular component (GO): cytoplasm; nucleus
Molecular function (GO): DNA binding; FAD binding
Source: RefSeq, a predicted model, not a curated record